AUGGAACUUAAAAUUCCUAGUCUGAAAAAUCAGUUUUAUAUCCGGCUACACAAACAACUACACAACUUCGUUGCCAUGACGGAAAAUCGCAUCAGACAAGUCUUCAGGGAACGCAAAGAACAGGGCAAAACAGUGACCGUGGCAGGACCUAUGGUUCGGUACUCAAAACUGCCGUUCAGAGCUCUGGUACGCCAUUUCGACUGUGAUGUGGUAUACUCACCCAUGAUGCUGGCUCGGGAAUUCUGUCGAAACCAGACAGCCCGGCUCUGCGACUUCACAACCAACAAAGACGAUUUCCCGCUUAUCGUGCAACUUGGAGGCAACAACGCGGAAGAUAUGGUCAAGGCUGUCAAGAUGCUGCAACCGUAUGUGGACGGAGUAGGAAUCAACUGUGGAUGUCCUAUCAAGGAGCAGAUCCGAGAGGGAGUUGGAGCAGCGCUGAUGACGGCUCCCGAUCUGGUUGCAGAGAUGGUGGCUGCUAUUCGUAAGGAAUGUGGUGCUGAAAUAUACGUGGAGGUGAAGAUGCGGAUUCACAAGGACCUGAAUGACACGGUGCACUUUGCCAAGCUUGUGGAGGCUGCUGGAGCUGAUUCUAUCAGCGUGCAUGGCCGGCUGGUUCCACAAAGAAGCAGAACGGCCCCUAACUACGACGGAAUCAAGAUUGUCAAAGAUUCUGUCGACGUUCCUGUCAUCGCCAACGGAGACGCAUUUACAACUACUAACAUCGAGGAGAUUGUCGAGCUGACGGGCUGCGACGGAGUCAUGGCUGCGCGAGGCAUUCUCAGCAACCCAGCAAUGUUUGCAGGAUACACAAAGACGCCCUGGAGAGCAGUGGAGCUAUUCUGGGACUACGUCACAGCUUAUGGACUUCCAUAUGCUCUUACGAUCCACCACUUUUCGGAAAUGUUGGAGGCAGAGCUAACGAGGUACGAGAAGAAGGACCUCAACAACUGUAAGAACAUGGUGGAGCUGAUCAACUGGUUUGAUGACCGGUUUGACCUCAAGCGACCUGGAGAUGAGGACUUUGCUAUCAGAGACGAGUAUCCCUGGAAGAACAGAACAAGUUUUGUAUAUAACUAG
This is a messenger RNA of Yarrowia lipolytica CLIB122, 1080 nucleotides long. RefSeq lists its product as uncharacterized. NCBI's taxonomy places the organism in Eukaryota, Fungi, Ascomycota, Dipodascomycetes, Dipodascales. The record is from RefSeq and is a predicted model, not a curated record. Gene Ontology annotation, biological process: tRNA processing. Gene Ontology annotation, molecular function: flavin adenine dinucleotide binding; tRNA dihydrouridine synthase activity.